AGGCGUGAGAAGCGGGUCCCUGGUGUGGGGUGCCAGCGAGAGGCGCCUGCCUGCGGUGAAUGCAGACACCUGCGUUCUGCGGGAUGUGACCUGGGUGGAACAGGCAGCCACAAGCCGGCAGGGUGUGGCGAGCAGUGUGUAUCCCUCCCCACCCCCCCGCCACCACCUCUCAGCAGUAUCUCUCGGAUUUUGUUUUUUCAAGCUGCCCUUGCUGGACGUGCGUCUGGAAUCUGAUGUGAGCGGGCUCCUUUUGAUCCUGCGUAUCAGGGACUCCUAUGGCAGAACUGGGGCUCUCUGCCAGGGUGAAGAUAUUUGGGAAGAGUUUCCUGCUCACGGCUUUUUCCUGUUGCUCUUUUCUUUACUUGUAAAUCCCCUGCAUGUGAGGAAGCCAACGGAAAUAUUGGGUUUGUGCUAUUUCACCCCACCCACCCCUGUUCUUGACAGAGCUGAAAGCAGGGGAGGACUGGAGGCAGGUUCAGCCCAAGCACACAGGCCCAGACAGGUUGAUGCAGCUCCUGACACAAUCAACAAGGAAGACGUGCUCGAAGACGCAGGACUGAGAGACAAGAAAACAGGCUGCAGGCACGGGAGAAUGCUAACAAGAUGUGAGCCAGCAGGGCCUCAGCAGCACCUUGCUAUGUACACCUGAGCUGAGGACAAUGAAGCAACUGGGACAGUGGCUAAACUACAGGUGGAGGAAAAAUUGUGAUCAAACACAACUUCGAGCACAUUAUCAAGCCUAUUCUUGGGAAUUCAAGAUGGCUUCCAUAGGACUUCUCUUGCUCUCCUUGUAAGGUGGUCCCCUGGUUAUGGACAAGUUCCGUUCCUGAGAACAUCCUUAAGUCGAAUUUGUAUAGAAUAAAACUGUUCACAGGAAGACACUUUUGGACACUACAAUGGAGUCACCAGGCAGAGAGGAAGAGACAUAUGUUUUGGUGGAGUAUGCCUUUGAAUACACCUCCAAGGAUGGGCGAUUUAUUUCAAUCAAACCCAAUGAAAGAUACAUGCUUUUGAGGAGAACAAAUGACCACUGGUGGCAUGUUAGAAAGAGCAAAGAAGCCCGGCCUUUCUACAUCCCAGCUAAAUACGUCAAAGAGCUGGGCCCCAGGUCCCAGACCACGACUCUUUCUGAGAAUCUUCCUUCAGUAACCCUGCUGGAAAACACCAACUUGGAGGCCUCCACUGGGACUGGCAGGGAGAGACUGCCAGAGUAUGAAUAUCAGUUUGUGACUGCUCCCCCAGAGUGUGAAAUAGAUUCCUCCCAGUGCAAUUCCAUCUGUUCAGAGGUGGGAAAGUCUGACACUGGUGGGAAGGGGCUGUUCCCCAUUUCUGGAGCAACAAGAGCCACUCGUUCCACCCUCAGUGGAUCACAUGGUUCCCUUAAACCUUCACACACACGAGGUCCUGCUUCUCCCCUGGUGGACUAUAGGCUUUCUGCUGAACACAUGAGACCUACAAUGUCCCUGGAUGACUUGGCAAGGUUCACACCACAUGGCCAGAAAGGUACUGGGAACUCAGGAUUGUAUAAAACUGCCUCGUGGGGUCACCCUCUUCCACUCCUGAAAAGCCACUCUGAAAAUAUCCAUAACCCAAUGGAGGAGGAUAGAAUGAAGCUGAACACAAAAGAGCACUAUCAGCCGUGUGAGUCGACAGAUACAGACCCUGUGUAUGUGAAUCUACAGGAGCUUCAAUUGGAACCGAGAACUGCUUCUGCCAGCAGUGCUGAAGCCACACUCCAGCCACCUCUCAGGAGCUCCCUGACCAACUGGGAGACACACACAGACACAGAAAGUGGUCAUUUGUACUAUUACAACCCAGCGACAGGCCAGACGACGUGGGAGCCCCCCUUCGGCACAUCAGCGAAUAGUGCAAGUCCUGCCCAUUCUUGUUCCCCUUCACUUGCCCCCAGCCCUUCCACGCCUGCUGAGUGGGACCAAUAUGUAGAUGAGGCCAGUGGGCACAUCUUCUUCUACAACACAGCAACAGGCGAGACUUCAUGGCAUGCUCCCACAACGGAUGAAGUGCUUGACUACUCAGAGAUGCAGCCUGCCUUUUCUCCCUACAGCCCUGUGGAUCAGAGGCCCCCAACUCCAGAAACUGACUACCCCAAUUUUUCUCCUGAUGAAUUUGAACACUACCCUGAAGAGGAUUAUUCUCCCAUUGGUUCCUACCAGCAUCAGGACUAUCCUCAUGUCCCUGCAGCAGAGCAGGGCUGGGCUCCUUAUGGAAACCAGGAGGGACUGGUACUUGAGAGCUACCAUUAUGCCUCAGAUUUGGCAAUUCCAGCCAGCCAUCACCACAGUACCAGCAGUGGAUCCAGUCUAGAGAGCAGCCCUUUUGGGAUUUUGUCGUCCAGUCUCUUGACUUUCUCAGACCCAAAGGAGGAACAGUUCAAAACUCUUGAAAAGGCUGGCAUGCUCUAUCGAACAAAAACUGCGGAGAAAGGAAAACGCUUGAGAAAGAAUUGGAGUUCUUCAUGGACAGUUUUGGAAGGUGGAGUCUUAUCAUUUUUCAAAGACUCAAAGCAUUCAGCAUCUGGCAGUGUGAAGCACCCUUCUGUGUUGAGCAGCCCGGAGCACACUGUGGAUCUUCAUGGAGCAACACUUUCUUGGGCCAGUAAAGACAAGUCAAGCAAAAAGAAUGUCUUGGAACUGAAGACACGGGAAGGCUCUGAGUAUCUUAUCCAGCAUGAUUCGGAGACAAUUAUUGGCACUUGGCAGAAGGCAAUUGCUAACAGCAUCAGCAGAUUGGUGACAGACUUCCGUCAUGACAGCAAUGAAGAAAAUUCAGCAGACUUCAGAUCUAAGGAACAAGUAGGAAGCAGCAAAGAGAAAGAAGCCUCUUGGCAUUCAACCAGCUCCCUCAGCUCCGACUGCGAUGCCAACAAAGUCCGCAACAAGCUUCGAAAGUUUCUGCUGAGGCGGCCAACACUCCAGGCCCUGCGGGAGCGAGGCUACAUCAAAGGCUUAGAUAUUGAUGGACUGUACCGCAUAAGUGGGAAUCUGGCUACAGUACAAAAACUGCGCUACAAGGUUGAUCACGAUGAACACUUGGACCUUGAUGAUGGCCGUUGGGACGAUGUUCACGUCAUCACUGGGGCACUCAAGCUCUUCUUCCGCGAGUUGCCAGAGCCACUUUUCCCCUUCAGCCACUUUCACAAGUUCAUUGCUGCCAUUAAAAUUACAGAGCCAACUAAACGAACUCACCGCUUACGGGAGCUGGUAACUUCUCUACCUCCUGCUAACCACAAUACCAUGAGGGUACUUUUCAAGCAUCUCUGCAGGGUUAUUGAGUUCCGGGAUGAGAACCGCAUGACAGUGCAAAGUGUUGCAAUUGUGUUUGGACCAACAUUACUGAAGCCAGAGACAGAAGAAGGGAAUAUGACUAUGCACAUGGUUUUUCAGAACCAGAUUGUGGAGCAAAUUCUUAGCCAGUUCAGCUACAUAUUUCCAGAGAGCUAAACCCUCCCAUCAGAGCACAAGAGCCCAACUGAAUGAAGAAACAGCUUUGCUACACGAGUUCAUCCUGGCACUCUGGGAAAGGCUGUAUUACUGGAUAGUGUCAAGACACAGAGAUAGUGAAACGGGGACAAGCAGUCACAAGCAAUAAAACAAUCAAUGUUGGAUUCAGAAUGGUCUCCACUGUUGCGGGAAUGGGAUAGGCAAGCUGUUGGACAAGAGAAAGGCUAAUUGUUCAACACAAUACUCUGGGUUAGUGCUUUGAAUUUCCCAUCUGGAGUGUUAUUUUGCUCUGUGGGGAUGUGACCUAGUGUGGAAAAAAGCUACUGGGAAGGUUUUGUGGUUAAGUCUAUGCCAUAAUUUUUUCAGGUGUAAAUGCUAAUGAAUUGUAUGGUGAUGAGCAUACUGCGAUUCUUUUGUUCUUUUGAGGGAACUAGGCAUGGUUGAAUGUAGGUAAGUAGUGGGCUUGAACCAGGACCAAACAGCCAUUCCAUCAAGACGUCUUCAUGCCUCUACUCCAGCCGUCACACACCACCUGUUCCUGCCAAUACACAAUGCAAAGAAAUGGCAAGAUACCAGUACACACCCACUGUGUCAUUAUAAUAUCACAUUGGACAAUUCAGAUAUGUAAUGUUAACAACUAUGUCUCAGCUACUUAUUCCAGUGUGUUUGUGUAUGGAAUUUAGAUGAGGUGAGGGUAAAUUGACGAUUGUGAUAGACUCGUAUUUAAUUUUCUUGUGUAUCUUGUCCUUAUUCUUACCAUUGGUAAUGUGAUCUUACUUUGUUAUAAAUUCAGUGAAAUUCGGCAUGAGUUUAAAUGCUACAUGAAGCUCUUGGUGUAUUUGCCUUUACUCACAGCCUCCUUCACCGUAUGUAGUGAUACAAGAGUAAAUCCCACGUCCUCUCAAAACUGAAUGUCUGAAUAGACUGAAGUCCAGCAAGCCAUGAGAAUUUUGAGGGUGCAUUCUCAAAGGAAAAUAUUGACUUUCAUGGGCUAGGCAAGACAUGCACAUGGUGGGCAUGUUGUGAGCAGAGCCAGAUGGAGUCAGGGGUCAGACUAGAUGGCCCGGGAGGUCCCUUCUGACUCGCUCUGUUUCUAUGUUUCAAUGUAUUCUGCUGGGAAUAAAUGUGAUGUUCACACUGUGGCAUGACAAAGUGCUGACAGUGGCUGGACUGAAACCAGUCAGCCUCUUCCUGAAGCAUAGGAGUGCAUAAAAUUAUCCAACACUUCCCGUUUUCUCUUUAUGCUAAACCUAGAGCUCAGGAAUUAGUAGCAGGAGCACUUUUUAGAAAUGGUAUUUAUUAUACUGUACAUGAACUUCCCAUUUUGUGUCUGUGUGCCAUGCUUGCCUGAUGAUGCUCUAGUCAUAUGAGACUUGGAGGCAGUCAGUGUGCAUAACUGAGAUGUGUGGAAUAAGUGCUUCUACCCCCGCUCCCCAAAGCAAUAUGAAAGUGUACCUGAAGACUUUUUACAAACGGGGUUCUUCCUACUCUCUUGGAGAGGGCUGCUGCCACAAAAGUAGAAGACCCAUCACAUUCCAACCCCGCCCCCCAGCCCCAAGUUGAUCGUAGGGUACUACUUCUGCCUUUGCCUGCAGUCAGGCACAGAAUAAGCUGCCAGCAUUCUUGGUGUGGUGCUGGGUUGCCGUACAUUCAAGACCUCUGCCUGGCAAUCAUGGCUGCUCUACCACCUUGCACAGAAGAGGAGAGACCUGAGAAAUCAGCAUUGCUACUGCUCUGUACCCUACCGCUUUCUGCCUUUAGUACUGAGACAACUAUUUCCACUGUGGACAUGAUAUUGGAGGACAGCUGGAUUCUGUUCUUUUUAGCCCGGUCUUACUGUAAAGGUUCCACUGGGUUCUGGGCUAACAGGGGAGUAAUGGUGUUAUGAAUCCUUUGAGGGUGAGGCGUCAUUUUUAAAAUACUAAGGUAACAUCAGCUGAGAAGAUGUAAUAACCCCUGAGACCCAAGAUGCUUCCUGUACCUGCAAAGGGUGUUAAGUGGAAGGAUGUCAGUUGCUGCAUCUCACACAAGUGCAUUAGUUAGAUAAUUGAACAUUAGCAAAUGUUGAUAAAAUACCAAAUGAUCCAACUCCUUCUUAAUCUCUUCGAUAUUAACAGAUGUUGAUUUUAAAAAUGGAGCUAUAUUAAGAAAAUGCAUAGCUAACUGUGGUUGGACCAAAAGGAAAUAUUUUUUGGAAGUCCAUUCACUGUGAUUGAUCUUUUAAAUAAAUAAUAAGACUUUAAGUGAAA
Messenger RNA from Varanus komodoensis (Komodo dragon), 5710 nucleotides. It is a transcript of the gene ARHGAP27, whose product is annotated as Rho GTPase activating protein 27. Gene Ontology annotation, molecular function: protein binding. Gene Ontology annotation, cellular component: cytoplasm. The transcript has 18 exons. Bases 897 to 3461 code for a protein of 854 amino acids. The record is from RefSeq and is a predicted model, not a curated record. Gene Ontology annotation, biological process: signal transduction; regulation of GTPase activity. NCBI's taxonomy places the organism in Eukaryota, Metazoa, Chordata, Lepidosauria, Squamata, Varanidae.